UCUGAAAGCUAGCUAGCGCUGAGGUGCUAUUGACAAAGCUGAGAAGGUCAGAGGUGACAAACAAAUAACGAAAGCGGAAGGUGAACAUUGAGACGUGCCUGAACAGCCGGGCACAAUGGAGGUGUACGCUGUGUACCUGGUGUGUUUCCUGUGCCUGGUUCCAGCCAGUCUGCAGAAGGCCUGUCAUAAGACCCUGCUUGUGUCGUUUGACGGGUGCAGGUGGGAUUUCAUCAACAGGGGAAACACGCCAACGUUUGACCGACUGGCCCGGGAGGGCGUCAGGGCGCCGUAUAUCCACGGGACUUUCAUCACGAAGACCUUCCCUUCACACUGGAGCGUCAUCACAGGGCUUUGGGAGGAGUCCCACGGCAUCACUGCUAACUCCAUGUACGACUCUGUACUCAACCAAACAUUUGUGUUGCGCACCAAAGACCCGGUGUGGUGGGAUGUGGGGUCCAUGCCGGUGUGGCAGACGGCGCAGAGUCAGGGUCUGAAGGCGGCCGACCUGUUCUGGCCGGGAGGGGACGUACGUAUGAACGGGCAGCACGUCAACAUCUACCGCAAGUACAACCAGAGCAUGCCGUUUACGGACCGGGUGGACACGGUGGUUGGCUGGUUUGUGAAGGAGAACGUUGAUUUCGCCACGCUGUACUUCCACGAGCCUGACACCGCUGCGCAUGUCUACGGGCCGGACUCACAGAACGUCACAAGAAAGAUGGCUGAGCUGGAUGGCGUACUGCAGUACCUCUUACAAAAGGUAGAGGACGCUGGGUUGUCCGAACAACUGAACAUAAUCGUGACAGCCGAUCACGGUAUGGCGGAAAUCAGCCGGGACAGGAAGAUAGAGAUCUACAACUAUGUAGACAGGUCGCUCAUAGCUCGGAUUCCAGAUGCGGGUCCAGUUGCUAACAUCCAACCUGUGGACGGCAAACUACAGGAGGUGUACAAUAUCCUGAAGGACGCCCAUCCCAACAUGACGGUGUACCUACGUGAGGAGGUCCCAGAGCGCAUGCACUACACUCACAACCGCCGCAUCAUGCCGAUAGUGGCCGUGGCGGACGAGGGGUGGGAGGUCAUCCCGUCGGAGUCGGAGGUAACUGACUACAAGUUGAACUUGAAGGGCGCUCACGGGUACGACAACAUGCUGAUGACGAUGAAGCCCAUAUUCCUGGCAAAGGGGCCUCGCUUCAAACGUGGUUACCAGGCAACACCCUUCUACGCGGUGGACAUCUACAACCUGGUCUGUGAGUUGCUGGGCGUUACCCCUGCCCCUAACAACGGGACCUGGGAACGAGUCAGCGAUCUCCUGGAUCCCAUGGCGACUGGUAACGUCACGUGCGGUAGUGUUGGCCUGGCAGUGAGCUGGGCGAGCUUGUUACUGGCUGUAGCCUCUCUUAUGUGCUUAACAUUCUAACGAAGGUAGUAAGUCGUUUCUCGGAAACUAACUAGAAAUAGUGACAUCAAUCAUGAACACAAAUACCUAUGAUUCUAGCUUCCAUACUCAGGUCUCAAAGUCAUAAAAUAGUCCUGUAUAUGUUACUACAGAUAUA
Branchiostoma belcheri (Belcher's lancelet) is the source of this 1550-nucleotide messenger RNA. Its product is annotated as ectonucleotide pyrophosphatase/phosphodiesterase family member 5-like. The transcript has 10 exons. The coding region runs from base 116 to 1414 and encodes 432 amino acids. The record is from RefSeq and is a predicted model, not a curated record. NCBI's taxonomy places the organism in Eukaryota, Metazoa, Chordata, Leptocardii, Amphioxiformes, Branchiostomatidae.